Molecule: messenger RNA, 2716 nt
Organism: Plodia interpunctella (Indianmeal moth)
Lineage: Eukaryota; Metazoa; Arthropoda; Insecta; Lepidoptera; Pyralidae
Product: zinc finger protein Xfin-like
Exons: 14
Coding region: 158-2059 (633 amino acids)
Cellular component (GO): nucleus
Molecular function (GO): zinc ion binding
Source: RefSeq, a predicted model, not a curated record
GCAGCCAUUUUGUGGUGUCGUUGCCUUCUUGAUUGUUCUGCAUCAAAUUUUGUCUAUUUUACAUGGAAGUAUUACUUUUUGUUGUGGGUUGAUAACCAAUCACAACAUUAUACAAUAAUUCGGUCAAUUAGUUUUCAAUUGUUUUAACCUAUUUAUAAUGGAGCAAGAUGUGGAUAAUGAUUACAAAACUGUGUGUAGUGCGUGUCUUAGUAGUGAUAGGGAUUUGUAUUCGCUUAAUAACUUCCAGCAAGUUCAUCAAAUAUUUCGAUUGAUAAUGUAUGAUUUCGCGGGCGACCGGCUCGGGGACAACCUGGUUGACAUAGACCAUCUAAUCUGCUGGGAGUGCCUAGCGGUCAUGAAGAGGAUGGCUCGCUUCAAAAGGCAAGUCCACAACGCCCAGGAGCAUCUGAGGGUGCUUGCCAUGAGCCGAUCACAAGAGAGUAUGGACCACACAUACAUGUCUCAGUCGCUCUCCUCUCUGGAGAUGACAACGAAAGUGGAGUACGAUAAGAUAUAUGUAGACUACUUCACACAAGAGGAGUGGCCGGACCAGUUCAGUCUGUCUAUAACCACUGCGGAGGAGGUGAAGAGGGAACAUUACGACGUCGCUCAGGUCGUCAGGGACAAUAUUCACUUGGAUAUAGACGAUCAUAUGCUUGAAGUUCCGGAGAUAGUGCUGGAGAAUCCGGUGACCGGCGUGAUGUCCCACAUCGUGGUGGAGACUGACGCGCUGGUGUCGCGCAGCUCCUGCGUCCAGUCUGCUGACAACCUGCUCACUGCUCAACCGCUGUCCACCCCGGAGAUAGGCACGAUGAUAACCGUGCUGCCAAAGCUGACGUCUACUGUCAAACAGGAGACAGUAAUUAAGGGGGGGUACACCACAGAGUACCUCACUCAGGAGGAAAUGUUAGCUGACAGAGAGGAGUCCAGACAAAAGGUGACGUACGCGAGCUCUGUGUACAAAUGUGAGUUGUGCGUGAUCGGCUUUUACACUCAACAGCAAGUUAAAGACCACUUCAUGGCUGCCCACAGAGCGAAGCCGGGCAAGUCCGCGUGCAAGAUAUGCUACGUAUACGUGGAGGACACAGAACUAUCAAGCCACGUGCAGUCGCACUACACGCGGCACGCGUGCUGCGCGUGCGGACAGCGCGAGCGCAGCGCCAGGCUCAUGCAGCUGCACGUCGCCGCUCAUCACCAGGCGAGGGCUGGCGUGCUGCAGGGGAAGAGCCGCAAGAAGCGUCCGGAGAAGCCCCGGCCCCCGCCGAAGCCCGGGGACCUCCGCAAGCUGCUGUCCAGGACCACCAUCGAAGGCUACCAGUGUCUCGAGUGCGAUAUGUUUUUCAAGAAUUCCCGAGCGCGUAAGAACCACGUGGCACGCUUCCACAGAGAGGGGCUGCAGUGCGACCACUGCAAGAAGCGAUUCGUUAAUCGAACCACCCUGGCCACCCAUCUCAGACUCCACGAGGGCCCGCUGCCGCGCGAGGAGUGCCCGAUCUGCCACAAGCUGGUGCGCUCCAUACAGAUCAAGUAUCACAUCCAGCGGCACCAGAACAAGUCGCGUUACGAAUGCGCAGAUUGCUCAAAAGUGUUCUCGCAUCUCGCCACGUAUCAGGCUCAUCUAAAAUACAGCAGAGCCCAUGCAAGCGACCAGGUGUUCAAAUUCCCGUGUCCGAUGUGCAACAAAGGCUAUCCGACUAAAGAAGCGAUGCAGGAUCACUUCAACUACCAACAUCUCGGCAAGACGUCGCACAAGUGUCCCGUCUGCGAUAAGCCCAUCGCGUCCCGAGCUAACGUGGAGAAACACAUAAUGCGAGUACACGGCGAGAAGAAGGACAAACCGAGGAACCACGUGUGCAACGUCUGCGGGAAGACUUUCACGGACAAAAAGGCGCUGACCCAACACGAAGUGAUCCACUCGGGCGAGCGCCCCCUGGUGUGCGACAUCUGCAACCAGACGUUCAAGCAGAAAGCGUCCUUAUAUACUCACAGGAAGAGGGUGCAUAAGGUGUUCCCGGCCAAGCGGGUCGUGGAGUUUAUGGAGAGUAAGGAGCCCAGUUAGGGGAUUUAAUGAAUUAAUAUUUAUUCAAAACACGAACACAAUUACAAACUCACAAUAUAUUAUAAUAUGGAAUACAGUGUUAGUUAACAAAUAAAUUUGCUCGAAUUUUGAAAAUACAUUUGUAAUGGUGGAUUUUAUGGUUAAAACAUAUUUUAAUGGUUGAAUAGUGGAUAUGAAAAAAGCUACGUAGGGGGUGUUGUAUAAAAAAAUAUGUUGGGACAUGUUUGGGGGAUUUUGUGAAGAUUGAAAAACCGAUUAUGAUAAUUUUAUUAUCGCGUCGCGCUUAAAUCUUGUACAUUGUUUAACAUUACUUAUUCUAUAUAGAUAAACAUCCAAGAUGAUCUGAAAAAAAAUAUUUUCCAUUUUUAUCUGACCAGGAAUCGAACCCGGGACCUCCAGUGUAGCAGUACUGGCUACAGAGGUCGACAAUAAUCUAUUGAAAGUUUUUCAAAAAUUGUAUACCGAAUAGUGUCUUCGAUUGUAAAUAAUCAUACUAAUAUAUAUAACUCUCUUUUUCUUUAAAGUUAUAUGACUAUGAAUAUUUGUGUAGAUAUGGCCAAAUAAAUUGUACACACAAAAAGUAUUAUUCGUAUAUUGAAUGAUCGAUUGGUUAAUUUAGAUAUAUUUUAUUUACGAAUAAAUAUAAUUUUAACAAUA